Messenger RNA from Phycomyces blakesleeanus NRRL 1555(-), 642 nucleotides. RefSeq lists its product as hypothetical. The record is from RefSeq and is a predicted model, not a curated record. Gene Ontology annotation, molecular function: ADP-ribosylglutamate-[protein] hydrolase activity. Gene Ontology annotation, cellular component: nucleoplasm. The transcript has 10 exons. Gene Ontology annotation, biological process: DNA damage response; peptidyl-glutamate ADP-deribosylation; purine nucleoside metabolic process. Bases 1 to 642 code for a protein of 213 amino acids. NCBI's taxonomy places the organism in Eukaryota, Fungi, Mucoromycota, Mucoromycetes, Mucorales, Phycomycetaceae.
AUGUCAUCUAUUGCUGAAAGAGGUGCUGCUAACUUGAAAACCAUGUACGCUCGUAUGGGUAAAUCAAUCGAGGCCAAUGAGAAGCUUGUUAGUUCAAUGGCUUCCAAAGUAUCAUUAUGUCACACAGAUAUUACCAAACUUAAAGUGGAUGCAAUUGUAAAUGCUGCAAACGAAACAUUACUUGGAGGAGGAGGAGUUGAUGGCGCAAUUCACAGAGCAGCCGGACCCCGCCUUGUGGAAGAAUGCUCUACGCUGGGUGGCUGUAGAGAAGGAGAGGCAAAGAUUACUGCCGGUUACAAUUUACCUUCUAAACAUGUGAUCCACACAGUCGGUCCUCAGUCAGAAAAACCAGAUGUUCUGGCAAACUGUUAUUUGAAUAGUUUGAAACUCUUGGAGCAAAACAAUCUUCGGUCGAUCGCAUUUCCUUGUAUCGCGACUGGGGUUUAUGGCUAUGACAACGAAAAGGCAGCAAAUGUAGCUCUGUGGACUACUCGAAAGUUUAUCCAAGACAGAAUGACGGCAGGCAAAGAUCCAGUGGACAAGAUCAUAUUUGACCUCUUUAACCAAAAAGACAUUGCGAUUUACAAAGAUCUUUUGCCAGUCUAUUUUCCGGCUGCUUCUACUACCAUUGAAAAUUCAUAA